Messenger RNA from Sclerotinia borealis F-4128, 780 nucleotides. NCBI's taxonomy places the organism in Eukaryota, Fungi, Ascomycota, Leotiomycetes, Helotiales, Sclerotiniaceae. The record is from the annotation of a GenBank genome assembly.
AUGGAAUAUCCAAAUACCCCUGACUAUCAGAAAACAGGAAAUCCUGAAAGCCUCCAGGGACUACGGGACUCGGUUGUUGAGGUUGUGCGAAGUCCUGAGGCGGUUGUUGUGGGACCGAAAAUUGGUGGGACUGAAACUCGGAGGGUGGGAGUUGUAGUUGUCGCUGAAAAGGCUGGGGUUGGGGUGAACGCUGGAGUUGGGGUGAACGUUGAGGUUGGGGCUGCCGUUGGGAUUGUCGUGGUUGGACUUGCAAUUGUUGCUGUAGACGCUGUGGCUGGGAACUUUGGGGUUGGGGGUGUUGUGGAAAGUGCUGUGGUUGAGCUUGCAAUUGUUGCUGAACAUGCUGGGUCUGGGAGGAACGUUGGGAUUGCGGCUGUUGUUGAGAUUGUGGUGGCUGGAAUUGCUGCGAAUGCAUGUACUGUGGCGACAAGUUUUGCGAUCGUUGUGGUUGAACUUGCUGAUGCACAUUCUGAGGAUACAAGUAUUGCAACUGUUGUGAUGGGACUUGUUGCUGUUGAACUUGCUGCGGAUGUAUGUGCUGUGGAUACAAGUGUUGCGACUGCUGUUGCUGAACUUGUUGUGAUUGGACUUGUUGAGGUUGAAAUUGCAAUUGUUGAGCUUGCAGUUGUUGAACUCGCAGUUGUUGCUGAAGACGCUGGGACUGGGUACUUCGUGAUUGGUACUGUUGUUGAAAAGGUUGUGUGUGCAAGUAUUGCGAUUGUUGUGGAUACAUGUUCUGUGGUUGCAAAUGUUGCGGUGGCGAAUGCUGAGGUGGUGUAA